UGAAUUUUAAUUACGAAGAUUAGAGCUCCUAUUAGAAGUUUUUUAAUAACAUCAGUAAAAAAAUGUUUUAUGCAUUAUAGCAUAAACCUGCGAGUUCAUUCUGAUGAUGUUUUAUAAAAUGCAAAGUCAUAAAUGACAGAGAGAAAAAGAGGUAGAAGAAAACUGAGACGAGUGAAUGGCUAGCGAUUGACUAUGGAUUCGCCAUUCUGUAAAUACUGCAAGCAAAUCUACAGUAAAAUCAACGAACCAAUUUAUAUCGUGUGUUUGUGUGAGGAGAGAUUAACGUAUGCACAUAGGAGUUGUUUUCGUGAUUGGUUGAAACAACACAAGUAUGGAGUUUGCGAAAGCUGUUUAACAAGAACAAGAAUUAUUUCUGAUGGAUUUAAACCGUUAAAACAGGUCAAACUACCUAGCACUAACAAAAAAGUCGUCCUUUCAACCCUAUCUAUUAUUUUGUGGUUUGUUGCUCUACUUGGUUUCUUAAUAUGGAUGUUAAUCGACCAAUGUUGGCAAGCAUACUGUAUUGUAGUGAUAUCACUUUGUCUUGUGUUCUUGAUCUUAUCAUUUCUCUCGUGUUGUGCAGUAAAAACUACAAGAGAGUUUUGGGAAGAAUUCAUGGUCGUCAAUCGCUAUUGGAAAAUAGUUUACUGUCGAGAAACAAAAGUGGGCAAGAAGACAGUGAGGAGAUACAGCGAGGUCCCCCAUAAAAUCCCUUGGGAAUCACCCCCUGUCAGUGUAUACAACGAUAACUUAAGCGAUGUUGGUGUUGAUCAUCAGAAAGAACAUGAUGGAAAUAAAGAUACCGACGGAAGAGAUCCAAACGAGGAAGAGUCAGGGACUAGCUUUCCUAGUAUUUGGACACCUAGAGAAUAUCCCUACGUGAAAAGGAACCCAGUAUAUUCGAGAGACACUUUAGAAAGAAACAAAAUCAACUCGAUCAGACAUUCUAGUUUUAAAAACACGCUAAACCGCGACCAAAGUUUUUCAACAAGAUACCCACAGAAUGAACCAAUUAAUGACAUUUCGGCGGGAAAAAAUGAUGCCUCGAUUAGUUAUUUUAAAGAUGAAUACAUUGACCAUGACAACAAUAUCAUAAUAAACAUGACGUUCGAAAGGAAUGAUUAUGUUGACGAUAAAGAUGCGAAAAAUAAUGUCACUUCAGGUGACAAUGAAGACAGCGAACACAGAGAAGACAAAGCGUCAGACAGUGAGAGUGAUGACAACAAUACGGUGCUCAAUAAUCGUGGCGAGAAAGUUGUUGACACAAAAGCAGCUGUAGCCAAGGAUGAUGACGAACUAAUAGAUACUAUCGUAAGAGAUGGAAAUAAAGAGUUAAGUUACAUAGAUUCAAGAGCUGACUCCUUCUAUAAACCAAACAGUUAUGAAGAAAUCGACAUAGAAGAAUUACGAAAUAACCUAAAAAGUCACCGUCGCCAAUAUGCUGUCAGUCAAUAUAAUUUAAAUCGCCAUUAUAGUAAUGCAGGAUACGGCAAAUUCGACGCGAUACAACGAGCGCGCUCAGAACCAAACGUAAGUAACUCUAGAAACCGAGGACGCUUUAGUAAGUAUUUUAAAGACGACGACGGUAGUGAUGACGAAAACGUUAAUAGCAAAAAACGAGCGUCGUCAAAUCUAUCUAUCAAUGGACCUUUCGGUAUACUGAAAGGCUUAAUCCGAAGUGCCUCGAAAAAAGAAAGCAAAAACGAGGUCCUAAUGCCGAACUCGCAAGAUGUUGUAUACAGAGCACUAAAUGCUGAUUCAUCAUUGGCACAAGGUGAUUUCGACCUUGAAAGGGAAGGAUUUAGAAACAAUUUGGGUCCUUCAAAUGGACCACACUCUCUACAAGGCAGUCUAAGCAUGCCAUCACACGCUAAUUAUCCGGAACAGCCAAACCUUUUCGAAAAACGAUUUAAUUUAUUCACCUCUAAUUUUCAUGAGAGUUUUACUCCAGAACCUACACGAAACGAGAAAGCAUCAUCUCAAAAUUUAUCGAAAGAAGAUGAAAGCCUUCACGAGAAAAAUCUUAAUACUGAUGCAGCAAAUCCUGAAGAAAUUCAUCGAAUUUUGUCGACGCCGUUACACGAGUUGGACGUGAGUGAGUUAUUUGACGUAGACGCGCCGACUGUAAAGAAGCAACGGGCAUCUUUAUUUCAAGGUGACGACAAAACAAGUCUAUUCUAUGCGCCAUCUUAGAUGAAACAAUUUGAAACAAUCAUAAAAUUUACGAAUUAAUAUAUAUGUCUAUAAAUAUGCAGCGCACAAAUCAUAUCUGCUUCUUGUUUUUAUUUAGCCUUUCUUUCUAUCUUUGUUAUAUUCUUCUUUUUAUUUCAUUAUAUAUUGUUUUGUCUUACGUUUAUGGCGUACUUACUGUGCUUUUAUCGGAAGAUAAAGUCAAGAUUUAAGCUGAGUAAAAUGAAGAAAAUCUUAAAAAAUUAUUUCGUAUUAUUCUACAUUAGUAAGCAAUAGAAAGCACGGUGAAAUCCGCAUAAACAACCAUUACACUUUAAACCUCCAUCCCAAGGGUUAAACCAAAAAAUUCAGGACUGAAAUGGCCACUAUGGGCUAGUGGAAUGUGAAGGUGGAUUUGAGAGGUAAUUCUUGUGUUCUAAAUUCAGGUGUUCAAUACACAAAAAAAAAGGA
Molecule: messenger RNA, 2640 nt
Organism: Hydractinia symbiolongicarpus
Lineage: Eukaryota; Metazoa; Cnidaria; Hydrozoa; Anthoathecata; Hydractiniidae
Exons: 3
Coding region: 193-2193 (666 amino acids)
Molecular function (GO): zinc ion binding
Source: RefSeq, a predicted model, not a curated record